AAAUUUCCUGACGCAAGCAAUUGGUGCUGAUUAAUACGUUCUAAGCCAUUGGUAAUUGAACUCUACAUAUUGCACCUCAAGAUCAUAGAAAACAUGUCAAUAAGUCUAUUUAUUAAUCGUUACACACUGAAAGAAUAUGAAAAGAGAUUCAUUCUGUGGUAUCAUUUAUUUCAGAAAUUAAAAUGAUACACCGUAUAUAAUAAUAUGAGCAAAAUCAAAUAACAAUGAAGAAGACAGUAGAUGAAAAUUCAGUUAAAAAGACAAAGUGUCUUGACAUUUUAAUUUUGGGUUAAGAAAAAAAAAGAACAAAAAAAUUACCGUCAUGCAUCGAAUUUUCAGUGUAUUUUAACAAUCUGAAUUCAUUUUAACCCGUUUUCUAAGCAUUCUAAGUUCUCAACAUGAAAUGAGUCGGUGCGAUGACGUUCGUUCCGUGCUGAAACCGAAAUUUUGCAAAGAAGCGCUAUGGUCGGAAAACGACAUCUGCAAACUCGUCUGUUUGUACAAAAAUUCACCAUGUCUAUGGAGAAAAGAUAUACCUGCCUAUGCAGACAACAUUGCUCGACAUCACGCGUAUCGAAGUAUACACCAAAGUUUGAAUAUGCCCAAUGUUACAUUCACUGAUGUUAUGAUGAAGAUUCGAGAAACUCGGCGUUUAUAUCUCAGCGAGCUGAUAAAAUCUGUUACCGGACAAGUUUCCGGAUUUAUGUACAAGCCGGGACAGACUUGGUUCACCGUCAUGCACGAGUUUCUUCAUCGAUACUUGGACUAUGAUGAAUCUGCUGAGUUACAUGAUGUUAUUUGUAGCAUGGGCUGGAACAUUGGUCCUAAUGAUUACGAGCGCAUACUUAAAGGUCUUAAUUUGGACAAUUUGCGUCCACCAUCCGCAGGAGACCCAAGAAGUGAAGAGCAUUGCUUAAACAGCAAGAUUGUGCGGGCAGACAAAAGUCUUUACUCCCCGGCGGAAGAUCAAUGCCUGCAUACAGAUUGGUUUCCACAAUCCAAAGAACAAACUUCUGGUCCAUCGUGUUCCCCUAUCUCAAUAUCACGACAUCGAAGUGCCGCCGUUUCUCUGGCAGAGAAAAGUACUGGCGGGUCUUCGGUAGUAGAACAUCGCUCGCCUCCGCCUCCGAUGUUGAGGAUUCAUUCCGCGCGAAACAAGGAUUCCCAGUUGUCCGAUUAUUGUUCGGAAAAUAAUGCUUCAAACCUGUCAAAGCCAGGUGUUCAGUUCAGCUUGUCCAGCGAUUCUUUACUUGCUGAAAAAUCCUCUUCAACGAUUGUUUGUGAGACGAGAGCGGAUUAUACUUGCAAUCCUGAAAAAAAGCUUACCUCGUGUGGAGUGCAGUGGAAUAGUUUGGAAAGUAAGAUGAUCUUAGAGGGUAGAUAAUAUAUACACGAUUAUACACGUCAUGCAAUAGACUGCAACAACAUUAUUAUUGCAAAAAGCAAGGCUCUUUAUUAUCGGACGAUGCAGAGUGCAAGGUCAGAGAAAAAACAAAAAAUGUGGCAAUUUCGGCACGGUACGACGAACACGACGUGUUUGCUAACACCAUCGCAUCUCAGCUCAGAGAAAUGGACGUGGAAACAGCUCUACAAGCUCAAAACCAUAUCAAAAAAGUAAUCACCGAU
Diprion similis is the source of this 1626-nucleotide messenger RNA. RefSeq lists its product as uncharacterized. Lineage: Eukaryota; Metazoa; Arthropoda; Insecta; Hymenoptera; Diprionidae. The record is from RefSeq and is a predicted model, not a curated record. The transcript has 2 exons. The coding region runs from base 404 to 1384 and encodes 326 amino acids.